AUGGGGUGUUUCAAGCUUCCCAAGAGCCUUUGUAAGGAUAUUGAAUCAUUGAUCCGAAAGUUUUGGUGGGGUUAUACGGGGGAGGCCAGAAAAAUCCACUGGGUAGCUUGGAACAAGCUUUGCUUACCAAAAUCUCAAGGAGGUUUGGGGUUUAGAGACAUUGAAAAUUUCAACCUGGCUUUAUUGGGCAAACAAGUUUGGCGCCUCCUUUAUAACACCGACUCUUUGGUUUAUAAAGUCUUCAAAGCUAAAUUCUUCCCUAACUGCUCCAUAUUAGACACUGAUGUGAAGCUUUCUGGGUCCUUUGCUUGGCAAAGCAUCCUUAAAGCAAGGGAAAUUGUCAAAAGUGGUUCAAUUUGGCGUAUUGGCGAUGGGAGGCAGGUUCGUAUUCGUGGUGACAAGUGGCUGCUUGACAAGUGUGCAAGCAGAGUGCUAUCUCCUUAG
This is a messenger RNA of Quercus robur (English oak), 444 nucleotides long. RefSeq lists its product as uncharacterized. NCBI's taxonomy places the organism in Eukaryota, Viridiplantae, Streptophyta, Magnoliopsida, Fagales, Fagaceae. The transcript has a single exon. The record is from RefSeq and is a predicted model, not a curated record. Bases 1 to 444 code for a protein of 147 amino acids.